UUCUGAGAACUGUCAGUGAAAUACAUAAAUUACAAAUUGAAAAUUUAAUUAAAAAUGUGUCAAGCUACAAAGAAAUUGAAAAUGGAAUUCUUUUUACCUAUUUUUAAAAAAGGUUAGGGCUCAAUUUACAAUGUGGAUUACAAUUUGGUUCAAAUAUUUUAUUAAAGAUUUACCAUAAGACUUAGAAACCAAUCAAGCAAGUUAUGGAUAAGCCUGUAGUCAAAGUCGUACCGCUUGCUAUCAAAUUUAAUGAUAGUGUUUCGAGGAAGCAAUGAUACUGAUGAAAAACAGCGAGCAAUCAUUAACAGCUGGCCGGAUUCAACUGAACAACCAUCGGCUCAGUCGCCUGCUAGCUGUCGCCAUGAGCACGUCCACGUCAGCCGCACUUGGAUGGUUAAUAUUCCUCCCUGUGGUCCUGAUGCAGCAGGACACUCAGACAGCCAACUGGUCGGCCCAAAUCGAACUGGAGCUUCGGGAACAGCCGGACAAGUUGGCCUAUUGCCGGGCCCUCCAGCAAAAGAACCUGCAAAUAGUGCUCCAAAACACUGGAUGUGCCUCUAUUCUGAACGACCAGCUCGCCGUGACAGGCGAACUGCUACUCGAGACUCAAAAGCGCUGCUGGUCCGGAUGGGUGCUCUCUGGAAGGCGAUGCCGCAAGAUAGCCUGAAUGUGGAGUCUUUAAGGAUAACCAAAUCCUCGAAAGUUUAGGCAAACGAAAAUAAAGAACACAAUGGCAAAUUGCACCCAGAUCCCAGAUUUUCGAGUUGAUUUUAGGCUCUCCACUGCCAUAAAACCCAAGCAUCCAUCAUAUAUUCGUGCUAACCCUAAUCAAGGAAUGGUUCGUUAUGUGUAUAGACGUCAUGUUGGCUUGUCAGGUCGCCUUUGGGCAAAUAACAACAAUAGCCGACGGAUGAGGCUGAAAGAGUGUUGUGAGCCAUUUUUGUUUAUCAACCUUCCGUAUGGAAAAAAGUGUCCAAAGAAGUCAAUCAACUUCCGCUUAGCCGUUGCCUUUUUUUGGCCCGUUUGGCCAGUUAGUCCAAGGAUUCCUUCCUUUAGUGUCUCGCAUGGUUGCCAUCGCCACUAAAACGCCAAAAUACCGAGUGUCAAUCUAAAAACCAGUAACGGAAUGUUGGCGCCCAUGAAAGCUGGUGUUAUGAGUGGUUUCGUUGAACAAGUGUGAAAAGCUGAGAAUUUAAUAUCUGGUGAAGCAUGCGGAUUUCGUACAUGGGCACUGACGUGUUUAUACCCACAUUUCAGCAAAUGAUGUGUGCUGAAAUAAAUAUCGUCUCAUAUGCGGUACUAAAGUAGCUCCACAUUGCACACAUUCUUUGUUGAAAUCAUAAAUAAUAAAAUAAAGUUAAUAGAUAAUGACCUAAACGAUUGCAGGAAGAAAUGUAAAGUAAUUCAUGGU
Messenger RNA from Drosophila suzukii, 1411 nucleotides. The record is from RefSeq and is a predicted model, not a curated record. Lineage: Eukaryota; Metazoa; Arthropoda; Insecta; Diptera; Drosophilidae.